Cynara cardunculus var. scolymus (artichoke) is the source of this 2091-nucleotide messenger RNA. RefSeq lists its product as uncharacterized. Gene Ontology annotation, molecular function: zinc ion binding; aspartic-type endopeptidase activity; nucleic acid binding. The record is from RefSeq and is a predicted model, not a curated record. Gene Ontology annotation, biological process: proteolysis. Lineage: Eukaryota; Viridiplantae; Streptophyta; Magnoliopsida; Asterales; Asteraceae. Bases 1 to 2091 code for a protein of 696 amino acids. The transcript has a single exon.
AUGCUAAGAGGUGCAACCCUUACCUGGUGGAACAUUGUCAUAUCUACCCUAGAGACUACGGAGCUGGCCAAGAUGAGUUGGGUCACGUUUAAAAAAAAGGUAUUAGAGGAAUAUUGCAAUGAGCAGGAGAUGGACCGCAUCGAAGAAGAGUUCCGAACCCUAAAGAAGGGAAACUUGUCGGUGAGGGACUACACACGACUCUUCAUGGAAAAACUAAACUUGGUGGGGCAUGUGGCCCCAACGGAGAAAGAAAAGAUGAAGGCUUAUUUAAAAGGGUUGCCCGCAGACAUGAUGGUAAUGGUCAGGAAUUCCAGGGCCUCCACCCUUAGAGAGGCAAUCGAAGAGGAAAAUAUCAUGGAGUCAGUGUACAGCAAAGUGAGAGUAGAGAAAACGGCUAUCAGUGAAAUAAGGAAGUGGGAAUGUCACCAUGCACUUUCCAAGAGACCAAACCAUCUCAACAACAACAACAACCGUGGAGUUUAUCCUAGACAAGAGGCCAAGUGGUGUCCCAAAUGUCGCAGUAAACAUCUCGGCCCAUGCACCACUAACCCUAGUCCUGUAAAAUGCUUUAAGUGCAGAAAGAUAGGCCACACACGAAAUGAUUGUCCGAUCAAAGGACCCAUUUGUUUUGGAUGCGGAGAGCCGGGUCAUUUCAAAAAUGAUUGCCUGAAGUUAAAGGCAGGAGGGAGCCAGGGAAGAAAAGAAAAUGCAUCGAAAGCAGCCGGCCGAGCUUUCCAGAUGACUGCUGAAGAAGCUAAGGCAUCGACGGAUGUAGUGUCGGGUACGUUCCUUGUUAACUCCAUACCUGCACACGUACUUUUUGAUUCAGGUGCUUCAUGUUCCUUUGUGUCCACUACGUUCCGUCAACUUUUGCAUGCGCCCCCUAGUGCUCUAGAAGAUGCUUUGAUCAUAGAGUUAGCGAAUGGUAGUCAAGUUCUGGUAAGCGAGAUCGUUAGGAGUUGWKUGUUGGGAAUUGAGGGAAAGGAAUUUCGAGWRGAUCUCAURCCCAUGGCUAUAGGCGGGUUCGAUAUCAUAAUUGGGAURGAUUGGUUGGCAGGGAACCAAGAGGAGAUUUUAUGCUCUAAAAAGUUGAUUCGAAUCCCUCUGCCGGACGGGGACGCAAUGCUAGUUUACGGAGAAGGAAGGAAAAGUAAUGUAGCACUGUUAUCCACGGCGAAAGCACGUAAAUGUUUAGCUAAGGGAUGCUCCUCGUUCAUUGCAUAUGUGUUAGAUACCAAACCAGAGAAAARAAGAAUUGAARAUGUGAAGGUAGUUAAUGAAUUUCYAGACUUGUUCCCUGAAGACUUACCCGGUCUACCACCYGCUAGACAAAUAGAAUUUCGAAUCGACCUUAUUCYGGGAACCGCUCCGCUUGCUAGAKCCCCUUACCRUUUGGCUCYGGCCGAGAUGCAGGAGCUAAUGUCUCAGCUACAAGAUCUGCUUGAGAAAGGAUUCGUGAGACCCAGUUCGUCACCGUGGGGAGCUCMAGUCYUAUUUGUUAAGAAGAAGGAYGACACCAUGAGAAUGUGUAUAGACUAUYGUGAACUCAAUAAAGUAACCGUGAARAACAAAUAUCCUCUCCCUAGAAUCGACGAUCUUUUUGACCAACUCCAGGGAGCGAGUUGCUUCUCAAAGAUUGAUCUUCGUUYWGGAUACYACCAAGUACGAGUAAAAGAAGAUGAURUGRCAAAGACAGCUUUUAGGACGCGAUAUGGACACUACGAAUUCUUGGUUAUGCCCUUCGGAUUGACGAACGCGCCGACAAUAUUCAUGAACUUGAUGAACCGAGUGUGCCGACCGUUUCUCGACGAGUCCGUAAUAGUGUUCAUUGAUGACAUACUCAUUUAUUCCAAGAACGAGACGGAUCAURAACAACAUCUUCGGGAAGUUCUCGAAAUGUUAAGGAGGGAUAAAUUAUAUGUAAAAUUCUCCAAGUGCGAUUUUUGGCUAAAAGAAGUUCAAUUCUUGGGUCACGUAGUCACUGAAGAUGGAGUGAAGGUGGACCCAUCCAAAAUUGAGGCGGUAAUGAAUUGGGAACCGCCAAAGAGUCCUUCAGAGAUCCGAAGUUUCUUGGGUCUAGCAGGUUAUUAG